AGAACAAGCCUUCACCCAAGGAGCUGGAGGAGCUGGAACUGCUGAACAGAGCCUUAGAGAAGGCAUUGAAAGUCAGGAAAAGCAUCUUGAAAACUCCAUUAGAGGCCCAGGGAGCUACAGGAGAGAAAUCUGCAGACCAUCCCACCUUGCAAAGAGAGUAUGAAAGCCUUCUAACCUUGGAGGGUUUGCAAAGCACAGUUUCCCAGUGCCUGCAUAAGCUGCAGCUCCUGCGAGCAGGUGUGGAGGCCCAGAGAAGGCUGCAUCCAGACUGUGCUGGGGACGGAGGAAGCUGCUCUCCAGCCUGUGUUCCUUCCAGAGGACAGAUGCGUGACAGUGCAAGCAUGCUGGCUGUGCCUCUCCUUUGUUACUCCAGUUUCCAGGAGCUGAGGGACCUGUUUGCCUUGAAGCUUCAAGUGUCAAUGCUGUACCAAGAAAUCGCCUUACAAAAGGUCAUGAUGGCAGAACUACUGCCUGUCCUGGAGGCCAGGCCCUGCCUGGAGACCUCUGCAGCGCAGCUCUAUCGGGCCAUGUACACGCAGCUCUGUGAGGGAGGCAAGAGAUUUCCUGUGCUGGUGCGGGACGAGCUGGCAGACUGA
Nestor notabilis (Kea) is the source of this 596-nucleotide messenger RNA. RefSeq names its product chromosome unknown open reading frame, human C16orf59 (gene TEDC2). Lineage: Eukaryota; Metazoa; Chordata; Aves; Psittaciformes; Psittacidae. The annotation marks the transcript as partial. The transcript has 4 exons. The record is from RefSeq and is a predicted model, not a curated record.